AUGCAAAUUACGAGGUGGCGAGGAAGGGCCACCAACUUCGUGUGGCCGGGAAGUGCUGUGCGGCAGCCGCUGACGUUCUACAAGAUGAGGGACAAGUACAAGACCGAGGAGGAAAAACGGUACUCUGGCUAUCUCGAGCUGAUAAAAGAGGCCACCGGCCUGGACGAACAGGGUUUGUGCGAUUUGGACAUAGUGCUCCGGGCUGCCCGAUACCCCAAGGCCCACAUCUCAGAGUCUGACAAGGAGACGGCGCAUGUUUCAGAGAUCAAGGGCUAUGUUGGCGAGAUAGUGAAUGCCUCCAACGCCACUGUCACACACAAACUGAUGGAUUUCUUGGCCUCAUUCUCCACCGGAGGGAAGCUCUUUGUGCCGGAUACACACGAGACAAUAGCCAAGAAGUUGGAACUGCUCAACAAGGUGGGCAAUGGAAGCUAA
Messenger RNA from Coccomyxa subellipsoidea C-169, 435 nucleotides. RefSeq lists its product as hypothetical. Lineage: Eukaryota; Viridiplantae; Chlorophyta; Trebouxiophyceae; Coccomyxaceae. The transcript has 2 exons. The coding region runs from base 1 to 435 and encodes 144 amino acids. The record is from RefSeq and is a predicted model, not a curated record.